Nematolebias whitei (Rio pearlfish) is the source of this 1754-nucleotide messenger RNA. It is a transcript of the gene pgm3, whose product is annotated as phosphoglucomutase 3. The record is from RefSeq and is a predicted model, not a curated record. Gene Ontology annotation, biological process: carbohydrate metabolic process; hemopoiesis; UDP-N-acetylglucosamine biosynthetic process. Lineage: Eukaryota; Metazoa; Chordata; Actinopteri; Cyprinodontiformes; Rivulidae. Gene Ontology annotation, molecular function: magnesium ion binding; phosphoacetylglucosamine mutase activity.
AGAACCAGGAAGCUUGUUGUAAACUAGUCUACUAGACUUCAUUCUUGGACAGAAUCGAAAAAACUACAAACAUGACGGACCAAUUUAAGGCGGUAUUAGAGCAGUCCAGUCUGCACCCUAAACCAGCAGGGUUGGUGUUGCAGUAUGGCACAGCUGGAUUUAGGACCAACGCCAAACAGCUGGACCACAUCAUGUUCAGGAUGGGUUUGUUGGCCACGCUCCGCUCCAAGAAGACCAAAGCUACUAUCGGAGUCAUGGUGACCGCAUCACACAACCCCGAGGAGGAUAACGGGGUGAAGCUCGUUGACCCGAUGGGGGAGAUGUUGACGGCAACGUGGGAGGGCUUUGCCACCCAGCUGGCCAACACCGAGCAGGAAGAGCUGCUCACAGCUAUGAAGGACAUAAUCAAGAAGGAGGCCAUAAACAUGAGCCAGGAGGCAAACCUGUUUGUGGGAAGAGACACCAGGAGCAGCAGUGCCAGCCUUUCACAAGCGGUGCUAGAUGGCGUCCAUGCCCUCGGUGGCCACAGCAAAGGCUUCCAACCGUACGGAUGACCAGAAGUACCUCUGUGUUGACGGCGCUAAUGGGAUCGGGGCCUUGAAGGUGCGCGAGAUUGAGAGCCGCUUGAAGAAGGAGCUGCAGAUGUCCAUCUUCAACGACGGCAGCAAAGGAGAACUAAACCGUCAGUGUGGAGCGGACUUUGUCAAAGUGCAGCAGAAACCUCCAACAGGCAUCGAUAUGAACUCAGGAGAUCGUUGCUGUUCCUUUGACGGAGACGCUGAUCGAAUAGUUUAUUACUACACCGACUCUCAGGGGCUUUUCCACCUGCUGGAUGGAGACAAGAUUGCGACUCUCAUCAGCACUUUUCUUAAAGAGCUGCUCAUUCAGGCUGGUCUAGACUUGAAGAUAGCAGUGGUGCAAACUGCUUAUGCAAACGGAAGCUCAACACACUACCUGGAGAACACCAUGAAGGUGAUAGUGAAAUGCACAAAGACUGGAGUGAAGCAUCUUCAUCAUGCAGCUCAAGAGUUUGACGUUGGUGUGUACUUUGAGGCAAACGGACACGGGACUGUAUUGUUCAGCAAACACGCUGAGGUAAAAAUUCAGCAACUAGCCAAGGCCACCAGCAUCAACGAUGAGGUGAAGAAAGCUGCUCUCCUGCUGCAGAGCACCAUCAACAUCAUCAACCAGACUGUAGGAGAUGCGAUAUCCGACAUGUUGCUGAUUGAAGCCAUUUUAGCCAUCAAAGGGAUGACGGUUCAGCAGUGGGACAGCAUCUACAACGACUUGCCCAACAGGCAGCUGAAAGUUAAGGUUUCUGACCGCAGAGUGAUCGAUACAACAGAUGCAGAGAGGCGAGUAGUGAGCCCAGCUGGGCUGCAGGAGGCCAUCGACACUUUGGUGAACAAUUACAGUCGGGCUCGCUCCUUUGUCAGGCCCUCAGGUACUGAGGAUGUGGUCCGGGUCUACGCAGAGGCCGACACUCAGGAGAAUGCUGAUGAUCUGGCUCAUGAAGUCAGCCUUGUAGUUCAUCGUCUCGCAGGAGUAGGAGAGGAACCCAAACCAUUACACUAGAAACACAUUCUCAAUCCAUGAUUUUGUAGAUUACAAAUCAUCAAACUAAAUGCAUCUCCAGUUAAUAUCACGAGACUCUGAAGCCAAAUUUACUCGUGAUUGCCUUUUUGUUGCAGAUGAAGUCAUUUUGUUAAAUUGCACUUUACACUCCACUGUUAAUUCUGUAAGGUUUACACUAC